CAGCGCAGCAUGCGGUCAGUUGUGUCGAUUAUAGGCGUGGACAUAUAGAGUAUGUAGAGAAUGUUUGCAGUAGUUUGGAGGCAUUGAAUCUCUCGCGUGUGGAGUUUUCGUUAAGUAAAAAUACAAGACAUAUAUCACGUUUUUUUUCCGAAAUGGCCGAUGGGAUUCGUUUGUAUUUUCUCGCGACAGUGUUUCUCCUAAUUUGCUGCGUCCAAGAAGGCCUUUCUAUUAAAUGUUGGGAAUGCAGGUCAGACACGGAUCCAAAAUGCGGGGAUCCGUUUGACAAUACCACUGUACCUAUGACAGAUUGUAAACUAUCAGGUGAACUGGAGCAUUUGCCAGGUGUAAAGCCGACAAUGUGCCGCAAAAUUCGUCAAAAAGUUCAUAGUGAAUGGAGAUAUUUUCGUAGCUGCGCUUAUAUGGGAGAACCCGGGAUUGCAGGUGACGAACGAUUUUGUUUAAUGAGAACUGGAACAUAUAAUAUAUUUAUGGAAUAUUGUACAUGUAAUAGUAAAGACGGUUGCAAUUCGGCGCCAUAUCAAUAUGGAAAUUGGCUGCUUUUGUUAAUCGGUUUGAUAACAACCGUUCGAUACAUAUUCAUUGUUUAAAAAAAAAAAA
This is a messenger RNA of Formica exsecta, 618 nucleotides long. RefSeq lists its product as uncharacterized. The coding region runs from base 153 to 608 and encodes 151 amino acids. NCBI's taxonomy places the organism in Eukaryota, Metazoa, Arthropoda, Insecta, Hymenoptera, Formicidae. Gene Ontology annotation, biological process: sleep; positive regulation of voltage-gated potassium channel activity; regulation of synaptic transmission, cholinergic. The record is from RefSeq and is a predicted model, not a curated record. The transcript has 3 exons.